Messenger RNA from Trichoderma citrinoviride, 397 nucleotides. RefSeq names its product ubiquinol-cytochrome C reductase. The coding region runs from base 113 to 310 and encodes 65 amino acids. Lineage: Eukaryota; Fungi; Ascomycota; Sordariomycetes; Hypocreales; Hypocreaceae. Gene Ontology annotation, biological process: mitochondrial electron transport, ubiquinol to cytochrome c. The record is from RefSeq and is a predicted model, not a curated record. The transcript has 5 exons.
AGAACUUCUUCUGAGGCCAUUCCUAACCUCGAAAAAACCCGCCAAAGGAGCACCUCGGCCUCUACGCACUCUUGACUGCACCCGAAGCUUUCAAUUGCUCGUCAUCGCCAACAUGUCUCUCGCACAGUCAAUCUACAGCACCGUGUUCCGCAAGAACUGGACCAUGCUUGCGGCCGUCUUUGGCGCGGGCUUUGCCUGGGAGAUCGGUUUCAACUCCACCAUGAACAAGAUCUGGGACGCCAACAACCGAGGCCGCCAAUGGAAGGACAUCCGACACAAGUACGUUGAGGGCGGCGAGGACGAGGAGUAAAGACAGCUUGGCAGAUAAAAACUACGGUUACUAUGGCUAGAAUGGGCGCGGCGUGGGAGUGUCUGAGGAAAAUGUACAAAAGCAACG